AUGCGCGCUUUCGUCGUAACCGACUAUGCCCACCCUUCCAAGAUUCCCAUAACUCAGAACGCUCCUGAGCCCAAGGCGGGCCCCGGACAGGUCCUCGUCGACGUCUACAGUGCUGGUCUGAACUACUUCGAUCUGCUACAAUCGCAGGGGAAGUAUCAAAACCAGCCGCCGCGGCCGUUCGUUCUCGGGAGCGAGCUUUCAGGGCGGAUUUCGAGCAACUCGCCUAUCCCAGAUGGGUGCCCAUUCAGGGCGGGAGAUAGGGUGUUCGGCGCAGCGCAGGGCGCAUUCGGGGAGAAGGUCGCGGUGGCAUGGCAGUCUCUAGUCCCUCUGCCGGAUAAUAUGACAUAUGACCAGGGUGCAGGGCUGUAUGUUACUUGGCCAACGAGCUACGAGGCAUUGGUCGGUCGCGCCGAGUUGAAGGCUGACGAGUGGGUGUUGGUCACUGCAUCUGCUGGCGGGGUCGGUAUUGCUGCCGUUCAACUGGCGAAAGCGCUCGGAGCGAAGGUCAUCGCCGCGGCGGGUUCGCAAGAGAAGAUUGACGUGUCGAUCAAGCAGGGCGGUGCUGAUUAUGGCGUCAACUACUCUAAGGAGGGCUGGCAGAAGGAGGUGUUGAAGCUUACCGGAGGCAAGGGUGUCGACGUAAUCUACGACCCCGUCGGUCUCAUUCGAGACUCGUUGAAGUGCAUCGCGUGGAAGGGUCGUGCGAUUGUGGUCGGGUUCGCCGCCGGAGAAAUCGAGAAGCUUCCACUGAAUCUUGUGUUGUUGAAGAACAUCGCCAUCACGGGCAUCCACUGGGGAGCUUACACCAAGAAUGAGCCGGAGCGUGUACCCGUAGUAUGGAAGGAGCUGCUAGAACUCUUCUCAUCGGGUCGCGUGAAGCCCGUGGUAUACCCCGAGACAUUCCCGCUGGAUAGGGUAGCAGAUGGUCUCGUCGCUAUCGAACAGAGGAAGACCUGGGGGAAAGUAAUCGCGUAUAUCCGAGAGUCUCCGCAGAACAAGAGUAAACUGUAA
Messenger RNA from Dichomitus squalens LYAD-421 SS1, 1011 nucleotides. RefSeq names its product alcohol dehydrogenase. Gene Ontology annotation, cellular component: mitochondrion. Bases 1 to 1011 code for a protein of 336 amino acids. The transcript has 9 exons. NCBI's taxonomy places the organism in Eukaryota, Fungi, Basidiomycota, Agaricomycetes, Polyporales, Polyporaceae. The record is from RefSeq and is a predicted model, not a curated record. Gene Ontology annotation, molecular function: oxidoreductase activity; zinc ion binding.